CUACCUACAGUUUCAGUUGACCGAAGACACAAAAUUUAACACUACCUUUCAUCACAAGAAGGUGCAACGCCUAUCACGUUCAGUGAUAGUGUAGUUUGCUUUGCCUCGUUUUCCAGAGUACCCAACAAUGACGGCGUUUACGUUCUCCCCGGGCCAGCUGCAGCAGCUUAGUAAACAGUCAGCUUCAAAGAGCUGGUGAGAGGGAGCUUAUGACGUACACCGACCACGCCAACCCCCCAUAGGGAGAAGAUUCGAUAUUUUAAGAACGAAUUUCGUGUCGAUCAUUUGUAGCAGAUAAGGGUUUAUAUGAUGGGAAAAGGUGGGUGUGAUUAUCACUGACAGGUGCGCCUCGAACACACACGACUAACACCUCUCCUACGGCAACGUUAUCGCUCGAUGGCGGCUUGGUAGUUGGGACUCCGAGUUGGAAUAAGGUAACCACCAAAAUGGUAUUUCAAAAGCAUUUUUCGGUUGUUUUCAAUCCCAGCAAGCCCUUUGUUGAUAACCCCAUGAUUUCGUACAGUAGCACGCAAUAAGAGAGCAACAGCAGCAACGUAAUUUCUUGAGCGAGAUUGAAUGAUCUCUACGCGGCAUCAUCACCAGAAGCGCGUCAGAGUGGCCUCCAGCAGACGAUGGGUUAGCGAGAUAAGCUCAAGGUGCAGAGAUUAGUAAAUAAUACCCCCGGCGGUGGCGGCAGAAGCUGUGGGGUCACGGCGGCGUCACUGCAUGUCGUUUUGCAAUCCGAACCCCCCGCUACAUCUACUGAGAGAAGCCCAGAGAGCCGCCCGAACUGCCCGAGCACUCUGCUCACCGGCGCUUACUAUGAUGGCGACGACAACACAAGGGCCCGGGCCGAUACGUUGAUGAGGAGUAGUGUGCUGUGGGCGCGCUCACUCGCUUGCGUUUUGCUCGACGGCAACAGCGACGUACGUCGACUCGGGAACCGCUCAGUAUCCAGCCGGACGUUCUCGGAAUCGCUCCUGGCGUUGACGAUCUCCACCGCGUGCCACAUCUCUGAUCGUACGGAAGGAUACGAAAAAGAAAUAAGGUGUACUCUGUGCGUGUCUUCCAGCCAGGGUGGUGUUGUGUGAUCUUCCGGAACGGUCUCGUGUGAUCUUCGUGUAGAGAGGAUGAAAGUGCUUCUGAAGGCGGCAUGGCCUACGACGAAGAUAAUGCAACGCCUUUCGGCUACCUAUGGCCUGUAUCCUUGGAGUUACGCACAGUGCCAGGCAAUGCCCGAUUCGUACGAGUACAAUCCGGGAAAGCAUCAGCAGCCACCCUAUGCGCAGCAUCCUUCCUCGCCGUAUCACCAGCAAGCGGCGGCGCAGCAACACCAACAGAGCCAAUCCGAGGCAGGAAGUCCGGCUAGCGAUGCGGUCAUGAUCAAGAUUGAUGUAUCCUCGCCGGUACGCGGAGAUGAUCAGCAGCGGUACCCGAAGGAGAUUGGAAAAACGCUACUGGCGCUAUUGUUUCUAGCUUUCAAUUUUUUUCUCGCCACCGUAUCGUUGUCGCUGGUACACGAUCGCGUACCCGAUCGUGACACACACGAACCGCUGCCGGAUGCAUUUCUGGAUAGAGUAGCACCGCAGGAUUGGGCGCUCGAUGUGAGCGAAAUCCUCAUCAUGAUCGUGGUGAAUUCUUGCGUCGUGCUGAUCACCUUCCACAAGCAUCGCUUCAUCGUGAUGCGGCGAGUGUUUCUUCUGCUCUCGAUCCUCUAUCUAAUGCGAUCGAUGACGAUGUACGUGACGGUGUUGCCGGUCUCGAGCCGUACCUACUAUUGCAGCCCAAAAUCGAACGCCAGCAGUGCGACAGUGAUCGUCAAGCGUGCCUUUCAGCUCAUUUCCGGUAUGGGUCUUUCGAUCAACGGGAAGCAGAUCUACUGCGGUGAUUACAUCUACAGUGGGCACACGGUGACGCUCGUGUUGGGUUAUCUAGUGAUAUCGGAAUAUUCACCGAAACGAUUCUGGCCUAUUCACUGGCUGUACUGGGCUGCGAGCUUGACCGGUGUGGUGAUGGUACUGGUGGCUCACGGUCACUAUACGGUCGACGUACUGAUUGCAUACUAUGCCACGACGAGGCUCUUCUGGACGUACCAUACGCUGGCGAACAAUAGCUUACUAUUGAAGCAAAACGGUAACAAUUACAUAGGCCGUGAGUGGUGGUACCCGGCCUUUCGGUACUUUGAGCGUAACGUACGCGGUCCGAUACCACUCCAGUACGAUCUGCCUAUUUCGAUGCCAGCGUCGUGGAUGAAGAAGAGUCCGAAGUUGCCGGGUCGCGAAAGUUGAUACGGUUAAGGGGAGAGAAGUAUCUAUCGAGACACCGAAGUCUCUCCGCCUGCCAUCGUAACACCACUAUCGCCAACGCUCGUGAAAGGUAAACGGAUAAGGUCACACUUGUGCACUACACCCUCCGAACGGGGGUGUGUGCAUCGGUAGAACCGUCUUGAUAAUGUGAUUAUAAUAGGUUGUGGGAGAGGAGUACGCGAGUGGAGGGAACAAAACUAAAAAUGAAAGACUUCCGAAGACAAACCGUAAUUCGUGGCAAGAUGCGCUACUCUUGCUUGUUAGCUACAGCCUCGCUCCGUUUGAUGCUGUCAGCUACCUGUCGCCUUACACAGAUUAUCUCUCCAUCAUCUUUCCCCCUUUGAGAAAGAUGUCUUUAUCCUAGGUCAUAACCAGUUCUGAUUUGUAGAACCUAGUGAUAGUCGUGCUAUCUCUUCUGGGAAACAUCCUUUCCCCCAAUGGAACGAAACAUCGAACUGUUUUAAACGUACCAUAUCUUUGUAGGACUUUUAAGUGUUUUGUCUUGUGCCCAAAAGGCGGUAGAGAUUUGAUUUGUCAUACAAGGAACCACACUCUAUAGGAUAAGCGCCGAUCUAUUUAGCAUUUAGAUAAAGUUCUCCACGUAAAAAGUGGUAAAGACCAUAAACCAUUUUGACCAUCGAAAAAAAGGAGAGAACCCCAAUACAAUCGAAAUGUGAUAAAACAGUGAACAACGUCUGCAAGAUCCCAAAAAGAACAACUAACCCCAUUCUUCCUGUAUAAGAAUAGGACAAGGAACAGGGAAUUGUGAUGCAUUUCCUUUUGCCUGUUUGGAUAGCUUAGAAAAGACGCGUGACCGUUAGUUAGGAAAUUGCUUUUCAAAUACCCUCUACGAUGAUGGAGAGCAUUGGUGUGAUCGAAAACCACAUCAACGCAAUAGCACACAGUACAUAAAAGAGACAAAGCAGUGAGCGGCGAACGCUCAUUGCUGCUUGCAUACUCCUGGAAAUCCUUCGAUUUCCUUGCGACUGUUGUUAACUUAUUCCUGUGUGCCUUCUUGUGGAACCAUAACUGAAACUAAAACGUAAACUAAACAAUCCUAGUACUGCCUUGUAUAAGAGAAAUGGUGAGACCAGAAUAGUGAAAUUAUAGGUGAUGCUGGUUAGCGUAAUGUGUUAGAAUUAUUAAACUUGGCGUGUCCUGAUGCAAACCUGCUAUUCUUAUUCAUCUCGGAAUCAUUUGAGGUGUGUAUUAUUCGAUGUGCCUUCCGGUAGGAUUUAUGUAAAUAGUAGCCAGAGAAAUGAGAGAACGUAAAGUCGAAAAGUAAAACGAAGUUGAACUACGAUGGAUAUUUUAGGUAAAAUACCAGGUAUCAGAAAACGAACGUUAUUAGAAAAAUCAAACGAAAUACAUUGUUUUAAAUAGAAAAAUGA
Messenger RNA from Anopheles darlingi, 3697 nucleotides. Its product is annotated as phosphatidylcholine:ceramide cholinephosphotransferase 1-like. Gene Ontology annotation, cellular component: Golgi membrane; endoplasmic reticulum membrane. The transcript has 4 exons. The record is from RefSeq and is a predicted model, not a curated record. Gene Ontology annotation, molecular function: ceramide cholinephosphotransferase activity; sphingomyelin synthase activity. Gene Ontology annotation, biological process: ceramide biosynthetic process; sphingomyelin biosynthetic process. Lineage: Eukaryota; Metazoa; Arthropoda; Insecta; Diptera; Culicidae. The coding region runs from base 1131 to 2288 and encodes 385 amino acids.